AAGAUAGAUCUGGGCCGAUUCCGGCUCAGGUUCGGCAGUGUCGGCUGUCUGUCGGCUCGGCACCCCGCAUCUGGCCCGAUUAUGGCUGCAUGUCGGCACUAUCGGCUGACUGAGACUCGGCGGAAUUGCGGCACCCCGCAUCUGGCCCGAUUAUGGCUGCAUGUCGGCACUAUCGGCUGACUGAGACUCGGCGGAAUUGCGGCACCCCGCAUCUGGCCCGAUUAUGGCUGCAUGUCGGCACUAUCGGCUGACUGAGACUCGGCGGAAUUGCGGCACCCCGCAUCUGGCCCGAUUAUGGCUGCAUGUCGGCACUAUCGGCUGACUGAGACUCAAAGCAACUUUUUUUUAAACCAAUAUAAUAGUUGUAUAUGUAUGUAUACCAUUAUUUUACAGUCGCUUGAUAAGCUUGUUUGACUUGAACCAGAUGUCCGUAAGCAAUGAUAACUGACAAGUGAUUUUUAACUAUUACCUUAAUGUUAAUACGUACAUGGUGGUGAGAGAUCAGUUCACUACUUCAACAUGAAAGGUUCCCUGUACGCAUGCGUGAGGAGCCUCGCGCACUUAGUUCAGUUUAAAUAGGAAAACCGUUAUUUUUUACACUGACACUGAGGAUUUCAAGCUGUAUGCUUUUCGUGAUGCCACUCCUGCUGCCUGAGUGAAUCAAUAAACCAUUUCUAACCAGAAUUACAGACCAGUGUCAGGAGGCAGGAGAUCAGCAGUCAAUUAUGGCAGGACAAAACAUUUUUAUAAUAAAUAAAAAUACUUGAAUAAAAUAUUGAAAAAUGUGUUUUGGUGUACAUUUGUUUUUUUCUGUUACUGUUUUAAUUGUACUCUAUUAUUAUUAUUACAUAUAAUUAUAAUAAAGUAUAUAUAUAUUACAGAGUAUUUUCAUAGCAAUAAGAAGCAAGAACAGUUGUAGUAGUCCCAGUGACCAUUAAAGGUUACAUAUGGCUGGGGAAAGCCUAUUAAAAAUCUACUGCAGGCCAGAACUGGGCCAUUAUUGGCCCGAUAAUGAUUGUUCUGGCUAGCAGGUGGUUAAGUGCUGGCAUAUUGCUGGCAGUCAUGGCUGGGAUCCGGGCAGCCGUAUACGGGCCACAAUCUAACCGUCAUUCAUUUUGACACCGGGCCAGAUCCGGCUGCCGGAUGUGGGCCGACACAAAAAGUUCCGGCAUGCCGGAUAUGGCCCAGAACUGGGCCAUACAUUUUUUGCUAGCUGGGUAGCUGCAGCAGCUCUUGUCUACGGGAUUAGUGGCUAAAUCAAGCGUGAAUGAGUGAGAGAUGUUCUGACUACAACACAGCUAGAGCACACAAGCUGCUAAAGCUGCACACUCUCUCUCUCUCUCUCUCUCUCUCUCUCUCUCACACACACACUAGGAUUUACAUCCAGUCUGGGCAGGAGAAGCCGGAUCGCUUGUUUCUCUACUUGCUUACACGCGUAUUUAUUUACGUUGUACUGCUGCACCCUUGCGCUGACAUGGCCAAGGGAAACGACAAAUCAGCCAACAGCUCCUGGAAAAAGCAGGUGGAUGAUAUUAAGAAAAUCUUCGACUUUAAGGAGAUCCUGGGAACAGGAGCGUUUUCAGAAGUGGUUCUUGCUCAGGAGAGGACCUCUGCCAAGAUGUACGCUGUUAAAUGCAUUCCUAAAAAAGCUUUGAGAGGAAAAGAAAGUGGCAUCGAGAAUGAAAUUGCUGUACUCAGGAAGAUAAAGCACGAGAACAUUGUGGCUCUUGAGGACAUCUAUGAAAGCCCCAGCCAUCUGUACCUCAUCAUGCAACUUGUGUCUGGAGGUGAAUUGUUUGAUCGAAUUGUGGAGAAAGGCUUUUACACUGAAAAAGAUGCCAGUGCUUUAAUAAAACAAGUUCUGGAUGCAGUCAACUACCUCCACUCAUUAGGCAUCGUUCACAGAGACCUCAAGCCAGAGAAUUUGUUAUAUGUUAAUCCUCAUGAUCAGUCUAAAAUAAUGAUUAGCGACUUCGGCCUGUCCAAGAUGGAGGGAGCAGCAAACGACAUCAUGUCAACAGCCUGUGGGACUCCGGGAUAUGUUGCUCCAGAAGUGCUGGCACAGAAGCCCUACAGUAAAGCAGUAGACUGCUGGUCUAUUGGAGUUAUUUCAUAUAUAUUAUUGUGUGGCUAUCCUCCUUUCUAUGAUGAGAAUGACUCCAAGCUGUUUGAGCAGAUCCUUAAGACUGAGUAUGAGUUUGACUCACCGUACUGGGAUGAUAUCUCAGAUUCUGCUAAACAUUUCAUCAGUAAUCUUAUGCAGAAGGAUCCAGAGAAGAGGUUUACAUGUGAUGAGGCUCUUCGACAUCCCUGGAUAGCUGGAGACACUGCUCUUUGUAAAAAUAUUCAUGAGUCAGUCAGUCGGCAGAUAAAGAAGAACUUUGCAAAGGCUAAAUGGAAGCAAGCCUUUAAUGCUACAGCAGUGAUUCGUCAUAUGAAGCGGUUGCAGCUGGGUAGCAGUUUGGGCAGCAGCAUAGACGCCACAGUGCAUAGAAAUGAGAACCAAUCAGCCAUGGCUGUCAAGAGCCAGUCUAUUGAUGUACCCUCCAUCAAUCACAAAGACUAUAUGUCUCAGAAGGAUUUGAACACUGGGGUCAUGGAGAAGCGAUGUGCACGGCCGUCCACCGUCACCACUAUCAUAACCGGAUCCAAGUGAUCUCAGAGAGUGAAUACCCUUUCUUCUACCCUGGUCUCUUCUUGCCUCUUCAUGCGCCUUGUUCAGUCAUUGUUGUACCAGCCGCCAGUGAAGAGCACACUCUUCUCCACAACGGUAACUGAUGGCACCAUGUCUUACAUGAGGAGUUGGUACUGAAAGACUUUUUGAUGUUAUUUAUCAGUACUCCUGCUAAGGGCAUAAGUGGUGUGACUUGGAUUGGGCUGUGUGACUCUUUCAUGAAGUUAUGCACUAUGGAGUUAAUGGACUGUUCAGAGCUGAAUUUAGAUUGAAAAUAUUAAUAAAGCAUAGGGUAGAUUGGAAAUAUAAAUACACCAUAGGAUAGAGGAAUUGUAUAGAAUUCUUUAUUCAUGAUCUGUGCUUCAUUUUUGCUGGUCCUUAGUUUGGUACAUUCUGCUCCUGGGUUUGAUGUAUUAUGAGUGGGUGAUAAAAUUAUGUAACAUUCAAAUAUCCAAAAAAUCUAAAUGUAACCUAGAUCCUGUGCAGCUAGUUUAUUUUUGAUGGUUUUACCUACAUUUUUGUGAGAGGUCAAUUAAACAACUGCAGUGUACGUACUGUUUUUAAAAUGUUGUCAGUGUUGUGCUCAGAUUCGUGUGAUUGUAGUGAAAUUAUUCCACUCAAAUACCAAUUUCUAAA
Molecule: messenger RNA, 3310 nt
Organism: Trichomycterus rosablanca
Lineage: Eukaryota; Metazoa; Chordata; Actinopteri; Siluriformes; Trichomycteridae
Gene: camk1db
Product: calcium/calmodulin-dependent protein kinase 1Db
Exons: 13
Coding region: 1268-2656 (462 amino acids)
Biological process (GO): peptidyl-serine phosphorylation
Cellular component (GO): cytoplasm; intracellular anatomical structure
Molecular function (GO): ATP binding; calmodulin binding; calcium/calmodulin-dependent protein kinase activity
Source: RefSeq, a predicted model, not a curated record